Vanessa atalanta (red admiral) is the source of this 4022-nucleotide messenger RNA. RefSeq lists its product as uncharacterized. The transcript has 29 exons. Gene Ontology annotation, molecular function: lipid carrier activity. The record is from RefSeq and is a predicted model, not a curated record. Gene Ontology annotation, biological process: lipid transport. NCBI's taxonomy places the organism in Eukaryota, Metazoa, Arthropoda, Insecta, Lepidoptera, Nymphalidae. The coding region runs from base 74 to 4006 and encodes 1310 amino acids.
CACGGUGUAGGGAGCCGGUCGUGUUACACAUACAUACACACACUUUAAACGAUUCACAAAAUAACGGGACAUAAUGAUAUCUAAUUGCUUGUUACUACUAGUCGGCAUCUCCCUCUCAUCAUCAGCCGGAGUCCAAGUACUGUUUCCCGAGCUAAGACAGUACAGCUACAUCUUGAAGACGAACGUGUCGACCGGAACGCCCUCCACCGACUCGUACUGGACUAUAGAAGCGAGAUUACUACUCACAGUUUACGACAACUACACCAGGAUCAGGUUCAAGUUAGAAGACUACGGGACGUCGCUCUACAGCCAGAGUUCUGGCUACUUGUCGUAUCAGUUAGAGGAAGCUUCUGAGUAUUUCAAAUGGCCCUGGGAAGUGGAUUAUCAGGAAAAUGGCUUCAUCAGCGCCCUGUACGUGACGGACGAGCCGGUGUGGUGUACUAACCUGAAGAGGGCCAUUUCGAACAACUUCCAACUGAGGAAAGACAUCGGCUCCUAUACUAAUGAGGAGCCGUGUCUCUACGAGAGCUGCCUCAUGGUGUACACAGCGAAUGGUAACACCAUAAGGAAGUACAGUUCGUACCAAAAGGCGUCUGUCGUGUCCGAAACCAGCUGGAGCUCUGUGCCUUGGGGUGGUGAUAAUGGCAGAGGAGCGCCAGAAAACAUAGCGACGUCCGAGCGUGUCUACGAGUUUAAUGGGAAGAGACUCAACAGCUUGAGCAUGCGAGGCGUGUUCCAGUACAGAGUCAGUGGGCACGUGCUCGGGGUUACUUCUGAGCUCUCGCUCUCCUACGAUACCGACUCCCCGUCACCGACGGUAGAGAAGUUGAACAUGACUCGGACCAGCUUGCAGUACGUGGCCGGGAAUUUCGACGACUGGACCACCGGCAUCCUCACGGUCUCUCAGAGCGAGCUGAGGAACAAAACAUAUGAGAUCCUUUUAAAAAUAGCUAAGAAAGGAAUAGACGCAGAUAACAUCGUGAAGAAUGCGUCCGUCAUACACAAUUUGGAUUUCAUUCAUCUCUUGAACACAGUUACUCGUCUGUCAUACGCUUCUCUUGUAAAACUGUUCGAGGACCUGGUGCUGGGCACGAGCUACGACUUGGAGACGGCGAGGAAUAUAUUUUUGGAGGUCCUGCCGCAUGGGAGGAGCGACGCCUGCGCAAGAUUUGUCAAGUAUUUAGUUGUAGAGGAAAAGGAGAAAAUUGAAGAUGCAACUCUUCUCUCCCUCAUUCGUAAGCUACCCUUCAAUGUGGCAAACCACAGUCAGAAUCUUCUUGAGGAGUUGGAGACCUUCACGAAGCUCGGACUGGACUUUCCUUCAGACAUCAGGCAUGCGGGAAUUCUUUCUUUUGCCGUUCUGGUCUCUAAGACUGCGGAAGCGAGAAAGGUCAAACAGGACUAUUUUGACAAUAUCGUUGUCAAAUACUUCAGGAUGUACAGUGAUUGUCCUCAAUACUUAGACCGCAUGGUCUGGCUGCAGGGACUCUGCAGUUUAGGGUACACGGCAGAGUCGUACAUUCGCACAAUAUACGCGGAUCGGACGAGAAACAGACAUGAGAGACUUUGGGCGUCACUGGCUUGUGGACACGAGAAUCGAGGAUAUGCAGCUUUAGAGACAUCUUUACCAAUUCUAUUAGACGAGCAAGAAGACAUCCAGCUUAGAAUAGCGGCGUUACAUGACAUCCUCAGCUCUGGGAUGCGAGAAAGUGACUUCCUCUUCAUACACGACUUCAUAGCGACCUCCAGCAGCAAGGAGCUGCAGAGGUUCUGGUAUACCACCGUGAAAAGUUUGGACAGUAACAAAUUCUUCAGCAGAUACAGAAAUGUAGCCGACUACGUCCCAUUUGUUGCAAAAUAUGUGAGGAAUCCCGACACAACUUACUGGGCUACGAAUAACUACAUAGCGUCUAGCGGCGAGCUCAGUCCCUGGGUGCAGCUGAUGAGCGUCGGGGCCGAGCCGGCGCCCAGCCUCGCGGCGCUCACUGUGUCUUCCGGAGGACGAAGACCAUACGUGGCCUCUAUCUACAUCAUAGCAGAAGGCGUUGCUUCGAAUUUGUUUAAGAAAAUAUACAAACUAAACUCCAAAAAUGACAAUGUGGAAAAAUUAGUUAAAGUUUUGGAAAAAAUGAAGGUCUCGAGUUUGAAGACACCAGAAGAAGUGCACAUCGACAUCGUGGUGAAGGUUCACGAUAAGACGGUGUUCGCAACUCACGUCAACCAGUCCAGGUUCGAAAGUUGGAACGAAAAUGAUAUUAAAAAAUCUAUAAUGGAGUUUCUUCGCUUCGGGAGUCACAUCAACCAACAGAUGGCGUACUAUCCGGUGCAAAUGGAUGUCUACUUGCCGACUGAACUCGGCACACCGAUCCGUCUGCAGUCGUCAGUAGUCACGUUCACAUCAGUGAGAGGGAACAUCACAGCACCCGUCGAGCCCGCCGACAUGCUGUACUGGAAGAACGACCUGCAUAUACGGUACCAGGCGACGAGCGUGACGUCGCUGUCGACGUCGGCGCCGCUGCUGCGCUCGCAGCACGGCGUGCGCUUGCAGCGCUCUCUCGUCACGCAUUUGCCGAUCAAGUUCAAGGUCGGCGUGGAACCCGUCGAACAUAAGAAAAUCACUCUGACUUGGCCGAACCCGUUCGCGCAACACGCUGGGCUGGCGAUACACUCCCGAGUGCAAGUCGAGAUGGACUCGAAGAAGGGACUCGAGGUCGUCUCGGUGUCUCCCAAUGGAGGGGAAGACGACAGCGGUGUCUUCUUCGACUGCGAGAGAAAAAUGUCCGGAGCGGAAGUUAUAGAAAAGUACAUUAUGUCCAAAUUUAUAACUUACGACAUGUUACCGUCACAGCAGUCUGUACUGAACUCGGUGGAACGUUUCAUGACCUCCACCGGCUGCGGUCUCGUCGUGCCCCCCACGCGCCCCACCCUCGGGCUCGAUGAGGUCCUGCAUGUUGCAUUCAGUUUCAAAAAUACUGUCGAGUUUGAUAAAAUGGGACUCACAUUGAACACUGUUCUGCGUUACUUCAAAAAAAACAAAGACCGAGACGACGAGAUGUUUUUGAAAAUCGACGCGGACACAAACGUGGAAUGUGUCGGUAGAAACGUCUCCGUGCAGUCGGUUCUGUAUGUGAACCAGCCGUUCAAAGAUGAUCCGAAUAAAAGGUUUUGGAAGCUGUGCUACUUCGAAGACGACACCAGUCACGCGCCGGCCGACCAGGACCUGAACACGCACCCCGCCGCCUACCACGGCCGCACCACCGUCACCUACCGCACGUCGCCGGCCUACGAGACCUGCGCCGCCGGCUCCGGCGACAGCAAGCUCACCAUAGAGUACCGGGGGACGCCGAAGUACAACUACGGAAACGUCGAGAGAUACGUCGAAGUUGACAUUAAAGGGGAAAGGCUGCACCAGUUCGACUUGCUCCCAGGAUUAGGUCUAGGUCCCGGAACACCCAUCGCGCAGCUUCUGGGCACUCUAGACUACAUCAACACCUCCGCGGUUAUUAAGGAAAAAGACGGGAUAGCAUCAGUGAUCGUUAACAAAGGAGCGGAGAUCCAGUUCGAGUCGGACAGCUUCGCGUGGCUGCUCGACAGCUGGACCUCCAUGCAGCUGAUGAAGCGGUUCGGAGUGUACCGUCAAUGUCGUCUCCAAGAGUCGACGAUACAAACGUUAUCCGGUGACGUGGACCAACUCGAGCAACUGCAGUGUCCUGAGAGACUGGUGCUCGCUGACUGCUCCGAGACGCCUAGUUUUGUAAUAUUGCGUCAACAAAAUGGCGGCAUUAUAAUGUACGACGGAGAGCACGCCUCAUACAGCAGCGACACCUCCACCAGGAGCACAAACACAGCAUUAAUACCAACAGACGACGGCGUGAAGGUAAUCUCUAAUUCGACGGGAGUGACGAUAUACAGGCGGUACAACGAAACGGUCAUCCUGAUACCGUCGUCGUACCUGCCAUCCGUCUGCGGCGAGUGCGCGGGGAGCAGCGACUUUAAUAACUGUUAAAUAUAAUUUCGUAUAA